This is a messenger RNA of Necator americanus (New World hookworm), 255 nucleotides long. RefSeq lists its product as uncharacterized. Bases 1 to 255 code for a protein of 84 amino acids. The record is from RefSeq and is a predicted model, not a curated record. NCBI's taxonomy places the organism in Eukaryota, Metazoa, Nematoda, Chromadorea, Rhabditida, Ancylostomatidae. The transcript has 3 exons.
AUGGGGAUUUAUGAUCGCACCUUCGAACACGUUGUGAAUUAUCAACGGCUCGGAAGAAGGCAAAUCCACCGAAACGUCAGCCUACUGAAGAUCACAUCGACCCUGUGUUCGAUUCCAAGCGAGGAAGACCAAGGAAAUCAAUCCUUCAGGCCAAGGAUCAAUAGAUGUUGUGAUGGGACCUUGCCGUGCCCUUUUCUAGAGAUGGACAAACUAGGACAACCUUCUGACCACAUAUUCUUCACGGGACUCGGAUAA